Molecule: messenger RNA, 1846 nt
Organism: Tachysurus vachellii
Lineage: Eukaryota; Metazoa; Chordata; Actinopteri; Siluriformes; Bagridae
Gene: dnaaf3
Product: dynein axonemal assembly factor 3
Exons: 13
Coding region: 306-1751 (481 amino acids)
Biological process (GO): axonemal dynein complex assembly; motile cilium assembly
Source: RefSeq, a predicted model, not a curated record
UGAAUCUGCUGCAGGCUACAGCGCAGGAAUGCAAUUAUUAUAUAUUUAUAUUAUAUCUUUAUUUAUAUCUCUGUAUUUCACAUAUAUUGUUAAUACAGAAUUGACUGGGAACACUUUUGUUUCUGCCAGAAAUCCGAUGAGAAGUAAAUGAUAUGAUGUGUCAGUCGGGUGGAGCUCCUACAGACGGUAGAAAAAACACCCCCCCUCCCCCGUCCCCAAGCUUCCAGCGAGCUGUUACCUAGCAACCGUUACAAACGAACUGGUCUUCAGUUUGUACAGAGUGAAGGUGCGUGUUAGAAGAGAUAAUGAGCGGCCGGAUGACUCUGGAGGGAGCCGGGUGCAUCACCUGGUGGGGCUUCGGACCAGCCAGAGAUCUGCUCGAGAAACGGAAAAGUCAAAUGCCGAGACAACAGACGGAGCUGAACGUUUUGCUGGUGGGCAGCAGCGACCCAAGACACAUCCUAAAGACCAUCUCAGGCCUCGGGGACUCGGACACACUCCAUGUUUGGGUGAUAGAGAACAGUAUGGAAGUGGUCGCGAGACAACUGCUGCUCCUCUACAUAUCUCUGAGUGCUCCGGAAAGCAUGGGCAUGCAGGAGAAAACAGAUGUCUUCCUCGAGCUGUUCGGGAACAGCAAGAUCCGCUCUGAAACCCACGACAAGCUGAAGCACAUCGCAGCUCGACUGUUUCUCUUAGUCACCGACACAAUGGCCACAGAGACAGACACACACAUACACCCCUGCCUAGACACUAGCCUUCUUAAGUUUAAGGAGCGAGACGAACUGGCUCGGAUCUUUAAGCAGUGGCAGCAUCCCCCUUCCCCUCCGCUCAGUAUGUGUAAGGUGUGGGACGCUCGUGUCAGACAGCACCUGGGGACGCGCUACGAUGCCCGCAGAGGCUGCUUCGACUGGGAUCUCGCCAUGAAACUACACGACAAAGGAUGCGGAGUGAUACACAAACAGGACUACAUAAAAUGGAGGGAAAGCGGUGUGGCCUUUGAGAUGAGGGAGGGACUUUACUGCAUUGCUAAUCAGAGCCUUCUGUCCACACGCUUGUUCAUGCAGAGAGAAAACAGGGUGGGAGCCCGAGGCUACUGGGGAGACAUUGUCUCAAGUCCGUAUCUGUCCUUCGGCAUUGAAACUGACAACAAAGAACUUCUGAAGACAGAAAACAACCAGCAUGUAAAGACCGCUCAGAACAUCUCUUUAGACAACCUGCAGAAGUUAUUUAUGUCCCUGAACAUUAGAGGAGGACACGCCACUGUCUUUAAUCCCACCAAGGAUGCGUUCAAUGACCCGUCAAUCCCACCAGGAGAAACACGUCAGUCAGAAGAGGAGCCGGCGUCUGCCGCCGAUCAGAAGGAAACGGUUGAGCUUGACAACCAACGACAUGCAGAAGACAAGCAGAAGAGCUACCAAAUAGAGCUGAUGAAUCUACCCCGGGUAACCGUGUCGUUUCUGUCUCUGGACUCUCUGCCCAAACUGCCCGUGAAAAACAAAUACUGCCGUCUGUUCAACGCCGUCUACUUUUCCGCCAGCAUGGUGCACCAUUUGGACCCCUCCCUGACACAGACAGCAGCACCAGACGCCGUGCUGAUUAUAGAGCUCGCCAAGUACCUGUUGGACUUGUCUAAGGAGCAGGAGUCUGCUUUUGCAACGAGAGUGAACGAAAUCGCUAAACAAGUGGGGUUCGUCCCGGCUCACGCGAAGGACAACGACGCGUAUGCCGUGUUCACACUGCAAAAAGACUGACAUUUACAUUUACAGCACGUACGUCCUUAUCCAGAGCGACGUACAAAAGUUCUUUGAAGUCUGGAUCCUAAAACACUGUUACAAACACUUUUAUU